AUGACAAAUUCUGAGACACACUUCUCAUUCAUCAUUGAUGGACAUAAUGCGACUUCUGCUGGUGAUGGUAUGGCUUUCUUUCUUGCACCUUUUGGGUCUACACUUCCUCCAGAUUCUUGGGGUGGAGCUCUUGGCUUAUUGACUCGAAACGUAUCUGAAAACAAUUUGGAGAAGAAUCAAAUUGUUGCAGUUGAGUUCGACAGUUAUAAAAACCCAUUUGAUCCAAGUUCAGAUCAUGUCGGUAUCAAUGUUAACUCCAUAGUAUCUGUUGCUAAUGUGUCAUUGACAGAUGGUACUGUAAGGGACGGAAGAAAAGCCAAUGCUUGGAUUACUGUUGGAUUUUCAGCCGCCACCGGGUUGUUUUUUGAGGAUCAUAAAGUCCUUUCUUGGAGAUUUAAUUCCACUUUAGAAUUAAUCGAGGUACCAAAAGAUAAUAACAAAACUGGUGAAGGAAAUAAUUAUCAGACAAUAGCACCAACAAUAGCACCAACAAGUACACAAGGGAAAGGUAAUAAAACUGAUGAAGGAAAUACUGAUCAAAACAUAGCACCAACAAGUACACGAGGGACAGCUAAUAAACCCGAUUAA
This is a messenger RNA of Papaver somniferum (opium poppy), 588 nucleotides long. RefSeq names its product agglutinin-2-like. NCBI's taxonomy places the organism in Eukaryota, Viridiplantae, Streptophyta, Magnoliopsida, Ranunculales, Papaveraceae. Gene Ontology annotation, molecular function: carbohydrate binding. The transcript has 2 exons. The record is from RefSeq and is a predicted model, not a curated record. The coding region runs from base 1 to 588 and encodes 195 amino acids.